Cylicocyclus nassatus is the source of this 1977-nucleotide messenger RNA. The record is from the annotation of a GenBank genome assembly. Lineage: Eukaryota; Metazoa; Nematoda; Chromadorea; Rhabditida; Strongylidae.
GUUUCAGAUGUCGUUUGACGAGCUUUAUGAGAGUUGUUUCCGAAAUGCAUCACUUGUGAAGGUCCCACAUGGGAAGCCAGCAAAAGAUGACGCGUCUUUGCUGGUUACACUAGAUUAUGUGAUGAACAGCAGUCAAUACGUGGUGUUUUUUCUGACUGCUGGAGCAAAAGGCGCUGAUCUGGGACUCAAGUUGGAUAAUAUGAUGAAGAAAAAGAAUGAAAAAGGCGAUAAGGACAAAGCGCAAAAUUCUCCGGCUCGUCUCCGACGUUUCUUCUCUAUGAAAAAGAAAAAGAAGAAGGACGGUAGCAUCAAUGGUGACUCCACGCUAAUGUCUGUCGUCCUUGUGGACACCGAUUAUCGGUCCAAUACAGAAGAUGGUGGCUCAUCACCACAAUUGGCCCAGCCUGGUUGGUACGUCUACGCGCCGCAAUUAUUGGCUACAAAGAGCCGAUUGUUGCGAGCUCUCGGUUUUGAAUUCCCACCAUCGUUGAUUGUAGUGGACACAGCGUCUAGAAGUGUAGUAACAACUGAAGGCCGGAGAUUGUUGGCAGAUGAUGCGAUGGGAACAUCUUUCCCAUGGUGGCCGCCAGCUGCUGCUGAUGUUCUCAAAGGAGACGUUCUGAAGCGAGUAAACGGGUCGGUAGAAACUGUCGAUUUCUCUACGAUCAAGACAACAGUGCGAGGACUGCUGUUUGGAGCACAAUGGUGUCCACCAUGCAGACAGUGGGUGAAGCAAUUAACUCCAGUGUAUGAACAAAUGAAGAAGAAUGGUGUUUCGUUGGAGAUUGUAUUCUGCUCUUCUGACAGAUCUCAAGAAGCCUUUGAUCACUUUGUUGAACAGAUGCCGUGGUCAGCAUUCACAUAUGAUCCCGCUAGAACAUUGGCGUUAACGAGAGUUUACAAUAUCAGUGGAAUUCCUUCCCUGAUCUUACUGGACCAAGCUGGGAAGGUCAUCACGAAUCACGGAAGAUCGUCUUUACUUGAAGACCCAGCUGGACGAUACUUUCCAUGGAAACAGCGCCCCCUCUAUGAACUGAAUGAGUAUACUGUUUGUCGGCUUAGGGAUGAACCAUCGCUCAUACUGUUCACAGAAGGCUCUCCGGACGACAUUCAGUUCUCUUUAUCUGUCAUGGAUAAGGUGUCAAAGCGGCUAUUCGAAGAGAGAAUGAAAGUUGAAGAGCGAAGAGUGGAGGAAGCGGAAAAUAAAACAGAUGAAAAUGCUGAACCAGGUUCUGGAUUGAGAAACUCAGCUAGCAGCGAGGAGUGCAGCUCUACCGGUUCUGAUCUACCCAUCCCACCACAAGCUGAUCCUUUACAGUUGCUAUACACCGGCGAGGAUCCCAUCUGUGACCAUAUUUUGGAAUCAAUUCUUGGUCUGGGAGACUUCGAGCUUCCUUUGAUCUGUAUAGUCGAUGGCUUGGCGGGGCAGGGCGGCUCCAGUGGACUCCUCUUCCUGCUGCGAGUCAAAAUUCGUCCAAGACAGUCGGCGGCAUCCCGAGUUCUAUCAUUGAGCAAGCACUCAUUAGCAACUCUCCAUCACAGAACUCCAUAGGAGGCGGAAAAGAGGAAGUAAAAGCUGUAUAACUCACUGUCGACCAACAAGCUCACAACAAGGAUCACCUGACUUCAAAGCAACGGAAUAUCUCUUUUGUUAUUAUGCCCAGAACACUUCCUAGUGUAUCUUUACACAGUCAUGAAGCACUACUUAUUUUGUGCUGAGUCUUCACUUGACCACAGACCGAGUGUUCUCCUAUACGGGAUUAUUUUCUUUGAUCGUGCACACUUCUGUAUCGAUAUUGAUGCUUUUCAUUUUACUAACGCUCAGAAUGUUUGCCGUAAGGAGUGAUCGUUAUGUUGAUUCCUUGAUAACUCUAAAUUGGUAAGUGAACCUCUAUUACUGUAUCGAAUCUUCUUCUGCGCUCACUCUUUUUUCUACACUCAUGCAUACUUCUGCUCGUUGGAAUGUCAUAGUCAGGC